This is a messenger RNA of Hydra vulgaris (swiftwater hydra), 471 nucleotides long. Its product is annotated as transmembrane protein 229B. Lineage: Eukaryota; Metazoa; Cnidaria; Hydrozoa; Anthoathecata; Hydridae. The record is from RefSeq and is a predicted model, not a curated record.
AUGACCAAUCAUGAAGGUCUUCCAUUAUUUUCCAAACUAAUUUUUUAUGGCAUGUGUGGCUUCUUUGUAGAAGUUUUGUUCACUGCUGUUUGGUAUUUAUUGGAUCCUAAAUACGCGUAUGGAUGGACCCUUCAUGGUUGCACUUCAUUGUGGUCAUUUCCUAUAUAUUCAAUAUCUACAUUUGUUACAGAAAAUUUAUAUAUAUUUCUUAAGCCUAAAAUUCCCCUUCCCUUGCGAAUAUUCGUUUAUAUUUUGUGGACGUACUUGUGGGAAUAUUCAACUGGUUCUAUUUUACGUUUGUUUAAUGCGUGUCCUUGGAAUUACGAAAGCUACACUACUUAUCACGUGCAUGGGCUGAUAACAUUUGAUUAUGCUCCAUUGUGGGCACUAGCUUUAGUUUUAGGAGAACUUGUUACAAUAAAAACUGCUUUACGAUUGCAAUAUGUCUCGAAAUCCGAUAAAAUUGAGUAG